AUGGCUUCCUUUGGUGCCAGUGGCGAGGGUUCAUCCCCUGCGCCUGCGCCUGCCAUCGAUCCUCGACAUGACCCCUUCGUGUCGGUCGCGUCUCCCCCUAGUGGCUCCAGCCAUCACCGAUUCUCUAAUUUUGACGCACAAGUCUUUGCACUCGGUCCUCAAUCUUCCCCGGGGCAGGCAAAACGAGCCUUGGAAGCCCAUCUCGCCGAAACCGACCGAAGGAUGGAAGAAGCUGGAAAAUUAGGAACUGCAUUGCUUCAGCAACGCAAAGAGUUAACUGAUCGAUUGAGAGAAGUGGAAAAAUCACAGACUGAAGGAGAAUUAUCAGAUGAUUUGCGGUUAAGACUAGUUGAGAUUGAGAAGGAUUAUAAUGAUGUCGCUAGAGAAAGUGCACGGGCAUUUUUACCAAAGCAGAGAGUUCCCAGCAAUGAGGUAGCUGGAUCUCCCUUCGUACCUGAAGGCAAAAGCGGCAGGCGUUCCGUAAGCCCAUCGAAGUUCGAAGCUCAGGCGACUGGGUCUCCAACCAAGUUUAGCGUCCCUAACCGAAAACUCCGAAAUCAACCGGCGAACCGAAUACACGAUAUCGAAUUCGCUGCUGAGAUCAGUACCUCGUUAAUUGCCCAGGAGGAGGAGUUGAAGGAGAUCAAAAACGAGAAGGCGAAACUCGAAUAUGAAGCCGAAGGUUUUCAACAACGAGUGAAGACCCUGGACGAAAGCGAGCAUCGUUACAAGGAUGAGAACUGGAGUCUCGAGACUCAGGUCCAUGACCUUUUGGCCCGAGAAAGAGAGGCUCAAGAUCGCGAGAAGAAAUUGAACCAAGCUCUUAACCUACUGCAGGCCGAGAAAACCUCGACGCAAAGGGAGUUGGACGAGGUUAAGUUAAGCCACUCCAAGCUGAGUGAAGAUUUCGCGGCGGCUAUGAAGCAUCACGAUAUUGAACUUGGCACGGCGAAGCGCAAUAUCUUUCAGGCCGAUACCGAGCGUACAUCCAUGCGUCGGAAGAUUGAAGACUUAACUGGGCAGAACCAAGAGCUCGCCAAAGCUGUCUCGGCGUCGCAGAGAGCACGGAUAAUAGAACGCGAAUCAAUCUUGGGCAUGAGUGAUGAGGAUUUCGAGACAGCCCAUGACAAGACAACACCAGAACACUCGCCUCCUCCUUCGCCAGUGAAGGGGACUCCGCGACAUUCUAUGCUUGAAUCGGAAACGCUUAAGACCUCCUUGGGACAUGCUCAACGUACAAUUCAAGGAUUGAGGAAUAACGUUCACCGUGAAAAGACGGAGAAACUCGAACUAAAACGUAUGCUCCAGGAGGCUCGUGAUGAAUUAGAGAAGAUGCGCAGCGAUCCUCUGGCGGCAAACAAACGUUCCCGUAAACCCGAUCCCAAGGAACUUAAGAAGCCCUCGCGAUUGCUUGGUGGCUUGCGGACUGUUCGAAGUGAGGUCUUUUCAGAGGAUUCAAACUGGGAAGACCAGCCAGAUUCUACGAGCCCAACUCGUUCUUCAUUAGCCUCACGAGGAUCUAGCAAGUUCGAGUCCGUUGCUGAAGAACCUAUCGACCGCUUCGACACCGCCAACGAGACAAGUGAUGCCGCAUUCGAAACAGCGAACGAGCCCGUUACUGAGACGGAUGAUUUCCAUACAGGCGCAGAAGAAUUCUCGAGUGACGAUGACGAUGACGCCGAAACCGAGACGGAAAGUCCCUCGAAGCGUCGUACGCCUAGAAAUAGACCGAGCUUCGCCGGCUUGCAACGCAGCGGGUCCAUGCAUAGUACGGCGUCAACUGAAGAUGACGAAUAUCCAUUCGACCAGACAAGAACACCCACUAUGCUACCACCUCUCCAACAGAGAUUCCCACUUCGUGUGGCACGCGGUGCUUUCCGCCGAUCAAGGCAAGCUAGUGAGGAGCCCGCGUUUCCCAGCAGCCCCCCAAGUAUUGCGAGUAGUACGGGCACACCUCAACAGAUUCAAAGCCUGGCAGCUGAGUUGGGUGAUUUCGAUGGUAGUGACGUGGAAUCAACCCUCUCUGCAACUCCCAGUAGGAGGUCUAUUAGAGGUCGAACCGUGUCGCCUCCGCCGCCCGUUCCACCUCUACCUAGGGUUAUCAUGAUCGAUUCCGCCCAUGCGGAGCAACUGGAAGCCCUCAAGUCCAGCCACGAUGCCGAAAUUGGUAAAUUCAUGUCUGACCUCCAGAAUGAUCACGUGCGAGAAUUAGAGGCUCUCAAAUCAAGCCACGCCGAAGAGAUUGGUAAAGCUCUUGCUGAGCUACGUGUGGCUCACGGACAAGAACUCGAAGAACUCCGAUCAAGCUAUGCCGACCAAUCCUCCAAGGCAGCUGCUGAGGCGCAAGUAGCCCGUGCUCAAGAACUGGAUGAUUUGAAAACUUCCUUCAACGAACAGCUAUCCCAGAAGGAGUUAGAAAGAAAGGAUACUUACGAUGCUGAAUUGGAAGCACUUAAAUCAUCACACGUAGAGCAAAUCUCGAUGAGGGAAUCGGAAAUCAAGGCAACACAUGCUACGGAGUUGGAAAAUCUGAAAGCGAAGCACGGCGACGAAUUAAUCAAUGCGAAGAAGGAUACUUUGGGUGCCGAGCACGAGUCCGCAAAGGCUAAACUCGUAGAAGAACUUAGCCAAUCUCAUUCACGGGAGCUUGAAGACACUCGCCAAACCUUUGAAUCCGAAAGCACGAAAGCGAGGGAGAUCGAGGCUUUGGUAGCGACCCAUGCGAAGGAGCUAGAGACACUAAAGAGCGAGAGUACGGCUGCACACAUACAAGAGUUAGAUGAGCUGAAGGCUGCGCAUAUCGAAGAAUUCGAGAACCAGCGUGUUGCACAUCAAUCCACUCUUAACAGUGCCUUGGAGUCUCUUAAGAACAACCAUACUAGGGAACUCGAAGAGUUUAGCAAGCACCGCGACGUCGCUCAGCAGGAAGCUUUGGACAACCUUCAUGCUAGCCAUGCUCAAGAGUUAGCUCAGUUCAAGAGUGAAGCCGAUGCGGCGCUCGUUAGUGAACUAGAAGCUCUCCAGGCCCACCAUGCGAGCAUUCUUGAGUCUUACGAACAAGACAGUGCCGCAGAGAAAGAGAAGCUCAUAGCUGACCAUGCUGCGGAGCUCGAGGCUCUUAGGAAAUCUUUGGAGGUUUCGACACCUGCUCUUGGUUUCUCUUCGGUGAACUCAACCGGAACCGAGCCAAUUGAACAGUCCGAGCCCAGAACUCCGAAACGGGACGCGUUUAUCAUCCCACGUGAAGACCACCUACCUCAAGCACCUCUAUCCGCCAUUGGAUUCCCUAGACGAAAGGGUGAAAGGUCCUUUACGCCAGAGAUUGCCGAAGACGAAACUCGUCAAUCUCCAAACGUUACCCCUGGACCAGAGACGCCAGAAUCGCAACGCCCAUUUAAGGAGAUUUCGACAAAUACGAAUAUUCGUCCAUCGCAAAAGUCAACACACCACUCUGCCGACCAAAGCUCUCAAACAAUGUUAACUUCGGACGGGCUUGAUCGAAUACUUAAGCAACAAAACCAGACGUCACAGGACUCGGUCACGAUCACCACUUCCCGAGGUGAGGUCACUGUCACGCCCUUCGAUGAAACGCGAGCACGGCAGAAGGCGGGUGAAUCUAGCGCUGUUUCCGCGGCUGAGCCGAUACCUCCACGACGACCCGGUAGCUCAGCCAGUGCCAGAAGCAAUAGACCUCCUUUGCCUCCCAACCACCGAGAAGUUAUCGAAGCUGCGCGCAUAGACUCGUCUAGCGGCGGAAAGGGAACAAUGGGACCUCCAUCACUCCCGGCGUCGGCUUUUAAACCCCCAAUCUCAAGACCGGAAACUCCAAACAACAGACGGCCGAUAUCGCCAGUGUCAGUUAGAGGCACACCGACUCCUCGAGCCGACAGGACAUCGAUGCCCGGUUAUGCUCAUGUGCACUCGCCUUCAAGAAUCCCCCUUCGCAGCAGACAAUCUUCCGUGUCGUCCUUCGUUUCGGAAAUUGAUACGAGGUUCAACAUCCGUGGCGGAAUGGGAAUGGAUGCUUCAGCCUUCGGUCCCAACACUGAUCCUCGCAUGAUUCAGGCCAUUACGCAGACCAUGAUCGGUGAGUAUCUGUGGAAAUACACACGCAAGACCGGCCGCGGAGAAAUGUCCGAGAACAGGCAUAGGCGAUACUUCUGGGUGCACCCUUACACGAGAACGUUAUACUGGAGUGAUCGUGACCCAUCUGCCGGUGGGAAAUCCGAGAUGAAGACCAAGAGCAUUCCAAUCGAAGCGGUUCGCAUUGUCGCCGAUGACAACCCUAUGCCUCCUGGGCUUCACCGAAAGAGUCUUGUCAUUGUUUCCCCAGGCCGAACCGUCAAGUUCACUUGCACUACUGGACAGAGGCAUGAGACUUGGUUCAAUGCGCUUUCAUACCUCUUGCUUCGAACGGGCGAUGAGACCCAAAAUGAUACUGAAGAAGUGGCCGGUCAAAUUACCCAAGAGGACAUCGACGAGUUCAAUCCUUCAAUUAGCCGACGGCCAGUGAACGGUAACCGCUCGCGAGCACCACCAUCCUUAUCCUCUUACAACUCCCGAACGACGCGCAACGAUUCGCCCAAUGUGGAAAUAUCUAUGAGCAUCCCAACAUUGACACCGACUCGUGAAAGGGAAGCUACUCGUAGCGGUACUCUAGGUAGAAUAAGUGGUUACUGGAAAUCGAGCACGAUCAACAGUACAUUCAGCAGCUUGAGGAGCAGGACCCAUAUUCCUCAAGACAGCGCCAUUUACGAAGCUAGUGAAGUGCCCGAUAGUGCUGAGGACUUAAGACAAAUAAUCGAACAACAAGAUCGGGCGGCUGACAGGCUCGAGAACGUUAGAGCCUGUUGUGAUGGAAAACACGAUGUUGGGACUUUACCCCAUACUAAACGUGGUCGUAUCCCUAAUAUGCACUCGCAUUCUCACUCGCACACACAUCCUGGACAAUCGACCACGCCUACACCUGGAAGUACCACACGGACUCGCGCAUGA
Hypoxylon trugodes is the source of this 4995-nucleotide messenger RNA. RefSeq lists its product as uncharacterized. The record is from RefSeq and is a predicted model, not a curated record. Gene Ontology annotation, cellular component: cell cortex; mitochondrion. The transcript has 7 exons. Gene Ontology annotation, molecular function: phospholipid binding; tubulin binding. NCBI's taxonomy places the organism in Eukaryota, Fungi, Ascomycota, Sordariomycetes, Xylariales, Hypoxylaceae. Gene Ontology annotation, biological process: microtubule cytoskeleton organization; maintenance of protein location in cell cortex; establishment of mitochondrion localization. The coding region runs from base 1 to 4995 and encodes 1664 amino acids.